This is a messenger RNA of Capsaspora owczarzaki ATCC 30864, 2109 nucleotides long. RefSeq lists its product as hypothetical. Bases 151 to 2022 code for a protein of 623 amino acids. The record is from RefSeq and is a predicted model, not a curated record. The transcript is spliced from 3 exons. Gene Ontology annotation, cellular component: membrane. NCBI's taxonomy places the organism in Eukaryota, Filasterea, Ministeriida, Capsasporidae.
UUGUGAGAUCGGCAGUGUCUUUCAUUCUAGCUUGCAAAGGACACCUACUUGCAGAGUCCUCAUAGUCAAGACCUCUGCCAAUUCAGCAGUUUCCUAUUCGAGCCCUAUUUUUUGGUUGUCCCCUCUAGUUACGUCCAAUCCAAAGCAUAAAUGGCGUUGCACCUCGACGCCGUGUCGGCCAUCUAUGAUGGCGAGAGCGAUCUUGCAGAGCGCCUGUCUAUUGCACCAGAUCCGACAGAUACGGAGGCCGCUGCUGGGCUCAGCGCGCCCCAGACUCCGACAGACGCCUCGUCUGGCUUUUUCAAGUCCGGAUUGCUCAAAGUGCUGUCCGUGUCCACAACCUACUUGCCAAGCCCAUCGCGGGCGAUGAGCAGACAACCAAGCACUGAUCUGUCGCGCAUCCACGACCGGAGCUACGAAGAUGAAGCCAUCGAUCCGGCUCUCAACUUUUCGCCAUCGGAGGCAGACAGUAGUGGUGACGACGGCCUGGAAAUGUCACCAACGGUCGUCGAUCUACAUGCCCCACCUGUGCCCGUAUCUGCGUCCUUGGUGGGGCGGUUGCGAGGGGCAGAGUCCUCGCGACAGUCCUCGUUUCGGCGAGUGAGCUUCCAGCCAGCAGUGGUCCUGUCGGUUGAUGGCCGCAACUCUCAAGUGAUCUCAAUUUCACCGCCAGAUGUCGCCGUUGAAACGCCGACCAUCACGAGCGAUCUCAGCGCCAGCAGUAGCGUGGACAGCACCACCACCAUGAUGCCAGCCGUCGCCAAGCCCGAUUCAUCCUUGCCACUGCCAGCCGCAGCGACGCCAAUGCCUGCAUCCGCACCUACUCCCUCCAAGAAAGCAGUUCUUGCGGGAUAUGCCAUGUUGGUCGUGGCCUUGCUUGCCGUUUCAUCACUUGGUGCUGCCACCCUGCUGAUGAAGGACGUCGACCCGGUUUUGGCCGGAGCGUGGCGCUUGCAAUGCGCCGCCUUCUUCCUUUUACCCCUGUUCCUUUGGCAAGCACACACAAAAGUCGGCUGGACCUCCAAGGCGUGGCUGGCCGGCGUCCUGACACGGCGAAACAUUCUUCAUGGCCUUGGCGUGACUGUCGGCAUGUUUCUGUUUUCUGCCACGUUCUUCGUGGCGCUUUCGUUUACCUCCCUUGCGCACGCAUACCUGUUUAACAAUUUGCAUUCCGUCAUUAUCGUCCUGUUCCGCAUCAUCAAGCGCCAGCCCGUCAUGGUGAUUGAGAUUGUCGGUACAGCCAUCUCCGUCCUGGGAGCCGGCCUGGCCCUCGUGAACGUGACGGGGAAUGCGCAAUUCUCGACGACCAACAUUGUCAUCGGCGACAUGAUUGCCCUUGUUGGCUCUGUGGGCGCCGUCGGCUACCUCGUUUGGGCCAAGCGACUUCGCGCCGAGGUGCCUCUGUUUGUCUACAUUUUGCCCGUCAACGUGCUCAACGCCGUAUUGACUCUGGUGCUGUCUGUUGCCAUGGAGGGCUCGAGCGCAGGCCCGGGCGUUCCGCUGGCGGAAAACGCCUUUGGUUGGCUGUCGCAAGAGUUUAUCCUUGGAGCACUGUAUCUUGGUGUUGUGACUGGCGUGCUCGGCAUGGUGGCAUACGCGGGCCUGCUCAACGUCGUUUCCCCUCUCGUCAUUGCCGUGGUCAUGCUUCUCGAGCCCGCUGUCGGCACUGUUAUUGGCAUUCUUCUCGGCGUCGAGCAUGUCCCGGACAACUGGACAAUUGCGGGCGGCUUUGUGACGCUUGUGGGAACGGUUGCCGUCACUCUUGCCAAUGGAGUCAAGUCUGUGCAACUCGCAAAACAGCAGCAGUUGUUGCAACAGCAGGAACAGCAGCAAGGGCACGAUUCCGACUGCCCCGCCGACAUGAAACAGGCUGAAGUGCCCGCAAUUGUCAUUUCCCAGACAGAGUCGGGCGAUUUGGUCCGCCAGUCGAGCGAUGGCAGCGACGUGCCUUCGCACGAGAAUGAGUUUGAGCUCGAGACGGGUGCGCGGUCGCGAUCGAACAGCAGCAACGAGUCGAGCUAGUUUCAACGUUUUUUUGGUUUUGUUUGUUUUUUGUGUGUGUGAUUGUUGUUUGGUGUUGAAUAGUAUUCUAGCUGUACGAUGGAAGCA